AUGGCUCAACAGUUUCAUAUCGCCCACCUUUCUAGUCACGUACCUAAGGAGUCCAGUAGUCCUUCGACCAUUCUUCAACUCGCUAACCGGCUGCUCCCUGCACCUGCCGUGUCCAAAGAGUUGGAGGAUGGUCGAAACCCGAAAGAACCUUCUGUUGUGAGUCAAGAGCUUUGGGAUACACCCAGAGAUGGAACUUCAAAUCAAAACAAAGUCGUCGUCGUCGUCGGUGCCGGCAUUGCUGGGCUUCGUGCAGCUUCCGUCUUGAGAUCCCAUGGGGUCCAAGUCGUGGUCCUCGAAGCUAGGCCUGACCGCAUUGGCGGACGUAUUUACACGAGUAGGAAACCGGGACACGCUCCUAGAGACAUUGGAGCUGCCUGGAUGCACGAAACCGCCAACAACAAACUCGUCCGCCUUAUUGGCGAGCUCAACAUCGAGCAUUACUAUGACGACGGCACCCCAUUGUAUUAUACCAAAGACGGUCGUCUCGGUUCUCAGUUCAAAGCCAAAAAGGUCGCCGAUGAGUUCGCCGAUUACUGUGAAUGGUAUUACGACGAGAACCCCGACGCCGAAGACAAACCUGCGUUGACCUUCAUCAAAGAAUGGUUGAACAAUCAUCCCUUGGUCACCGAGGAUGAACGCCUAUGGGCUCCUCAAGCUGCUCGUGAGGUGGAAGCGUGGAUUGGGACCAGUCUCGAACAAGCUUCCUCUAAACACCUUGCCUACUUCGCCACGGAAAGAAAUCUCUACAUGAAAGGAGGAUACGACAGUAUCGUUGACUGGGCUGCGUCUACCCUUCGUGAACCAGAGAUCAUUCGCCUGGGCCAUGUCGUGACCAAAAUCGAGUGGAGUGACGACCAUAACCCAUGUGUUGUUCACACUGCCACUGAAGACGGGGAGAAUCCAGUUUUCACCGCUGAUGCCGUUGUUUGCACUCUCCCUCUGGGGGUCUUGAAACACAACCUCGUCGACUUCAGCCCCUCGCUUCCCAAAGAUUUGUCCUUGGGCAUUCAGAAGCUCGGCUAUGGCGCCCUCGGCAAGAUAUUUGUCGAAUUCGAGUCCGUGUUCUGGCCCAAGGACAACGAUCAGUUCAUCUACUACCCCGAACCAACCACUGACGCCAUUGACGAGAGCUCCAUCUUCUCUUACAUGACAGUCACGAGUAACAACUGGAUCAUGAGUGGCACCAAGGAGUUGUCGGUGCAGAUUGUGGAACCCCUUACCCAACGCAUCGAAGCCAUGACGUCUGAUCAAGAGAUCUACGCCUUCUUCGAGCCUCUUUUCAAACUCUUUCGUACCGAACCUUACAAGAAGCUUCCUCCGGUUGUGAAUCUGGAAACGACACACUGGACGCAGGAUCGUUUUGCAGGGUUCGGUACCUACACUGCCGACAAGACCGGUGAUGAACCCGAAAUUUGGAUGACCGCAGUGGACAACAACAAGGGAAGCACCCUGCAGUUUGCCGGAGAGCACUGUACGCGGACUGGAAAUGGAUGUGUGCAUGGUGCUUUUGCCGCCGGUGAGACUGCUGCUGUCAACCUUCUGGGUGUGCUGGGAGUUCCUCACAACGGUGGAGAUCUCUACAGCCGACGUCCAUCGAGGAGGACCCCACCCAGAUAUUAA
Molecule: messenger RNA, 1620 nt
Organism: Capronia coronata CBS 617.96
Lineage: Eukaryota; Fungi; Ascomycota; Eurotiomycetes; Chaetothyriales; Herpotrichiellaceae
Exons: 2
Coding region: 1-1620 (539 amino acids)
Molecular function (GO): oxidoreductase activity
Source: RefSeq, a predicted model, not a curated record